UUUUCCGGUUUCUACCUGGGACUGAGUAGACGAGAAAGAACCAGAUAACGAUGGUGAAUGGAAGACAGCGUUGGAAAAUUAGUAUCAGUCCACGGAACGUGGUGGCGUCAGGGCCAAUCGUCGAUGCAUUAAAUAGGUCUUUGUACGAUUAGUAUUUCUUUUAUUCUGGUGUUUCCACUUGAGAGUGGAAAACAUUUUUAUGAGAGAAAAUUCUAAGAAGUUUGAGGGUGAUGUGUAUGCUCUGUUUUCUUGGAUGGAUACAGAGGGCCAUUGUUGAUGAGAGACAUCAGGUCUAGGGUGUUGUAUCCCUUUAGUCUUUUAGUCAACUCCUUUAAGGAAAGGAAGCAGAGCGGUUGUGCCUUUCCAGCAUAUAAAACAAAAGAAUAAAACGGGAUUCACACGACGACCGGCCCAGGAGUUCCUGAAAUAGAGCAACUUUUGUAAAUUUCGUUUUUCCGCAGUAUCUCAAAAACUACUGGAAUGAUUUCAAUUUUCGUUUCAAAAUACCCAGCUAUGGAAAGAUGUAUAUAUAUAUCCGUUGGUACAAAAAUUGAAAGAUAUUGCGUCAUUAGAAAAAAUCAAGUUCAAAGACUUUACCUCGGACAUGAGGAGAUUUGGAGGAGAAUCCUUGGACAUUAUCGAUGGAAAAAUUUUAAAAAAUGUUCCUAAUAAUACAGCGAAAACAAAAGCCACAAUCUGGAAACAAUUUUCUGCAUUUUGUGCAGACAGAAAAUAUACGCUUGAAGCCACAACUACGAGUAAAAAUCAUACCAUACCAUACGACGAGAAAUGCCACACAUUUAAUUGUUUGAAAUUGGAAUGAAAAAAAUAAUCCAGCCGAAUAGUCCUCGACCUUCAAAAUUAAUCGGAUAUUUCCCUCCAGUUUCCCUGCGUAGCAUCGAUCGGGAUAAGUUUCGCAGAAAAACCCUCGGGCUCGGGAUAUUUAACCUGCAAAAGUUAUCCCUCUCGUUGCUAUGCAACGAACCUUUCGGGAGAUAUCCGAUAAUUUUGAAGGUCUUGAAUUGCUAGAAAUGAAGAAAAAAAAAUAAUAACGUGUAAAGUAUCGGUCAGCUCACUUCUGUCAACUAGCGUAGGCCGCCUGUUCGUUUAUUAUUUUAUUUUCGAGCUCUUCAGCAUUACGAACGUUUCAACAAGUGCAGAGCGAGUUAUGUCAGGUGCUCUGCUCCUAUAAUACAUGAAAAAAUAGGUUUUCAAAAUUUCGAUUUUUUUCGGGGGACCCCAUUGUUCCCCGGGCCCCUUUCAUUGUUGCCAACUUUGAAAUUCCAAAGUCGAAUAAAUCUUAGAGAAAUCGGAACGCAGCUCGAGCUGGACGAAAACCUGAUACUUUCACCUUCUCAGUCUCCUCACAUUCAAUGCGUGGACAAGGAGCCAUUCCAGGUGCUUAACAAUACCGCUAUCUUGACUCUCUGUCACGACCAAGUUAGUCUUCCUAAACAUCAAUAUCGGGCAGUUGUUCCUCGUUAUUAGCAAUUUUAAAGGAUCUCGAAACAAUGUUUACAAUUUGUUUUAUUGAAACAACGUAAUUAUGAUCAUAAAUGAAAAAACCAGACCCAAAGGUCACGUCAAAAUGUGGAGAACACGAAUUUCAUAUGUUUUCAUCUGUGUUGUAAUCCUUUCAGACAGUGGUUGUACUCAAGAAGAAGAUGAAGAAUACAACGGCAAGUACAUAGGCAAAUUAAAUGCAUAUCAUCAUCAAAUUGCUGGUGAUGUUUACGCAGUGGACGAGUACACAUUAUUGUUGACGGCCUUCAGUUACGAUGGUACCGGCGCAGAUACAUUCUUUUGGGCUGGUGCAACCAAUCAUCCUGGUCCUCAGGGCUUCAUAGUCCCAGACGAGUAUGGCAAGACCAACGUCCUUGACCGGUAUUUUAAUAAGGAUUUUACACUUACACUACCGGAUAACAAGAAGAUAACGGACAUCAAGUGGUUUGCCAUUUACGAUCUAUCAAAUCAGAAUACAUUUGGAGAUGUCAAUAUUCCUGACGAGUUCGACCCACCGUCGCCUCAAAGAAUCUCCCAACUGUCAAAAAGAUCUCAUGAAGUGACUUCAGAGGCCGUAGUAAUUCUGGACGCGAAAACCAUCAGCAUCCCUGGAUUUUAUUACGAUGGAUUAGGAAAUGAUACAUAUUUCUGGGUUGGUGCAGGCCCUCAACCCUCCACUACCGGAUCCAAAGUACCCGAUGAAUAUGGCUAUUUGGAUCCUCUCAGACACUACAAAGGUGAAGACAUUGUGAUUCAGCUGCCCGGUGAGAUGACAAUACACAACAUCAACUGGUUGAGUGUUUUCGAUGUUGCGACGAAGAGUAAUUAUGGAUCCGUAGUAAUACCAGAAGGACUCAACGUUCCGCCUUCAUUAGUCAAGGUCAUAAAGCACGUAGAGGCUCUCCCAAACUGCGUGCAACUUCACAAGAACUAUCAAGUCAGCUGGGAGAUCUUCGGGCCACAGAUUACGAUACAGUUGAGUGGCCAAAUUAAGGAGGAUGAGUACAUGGCAUUCGGACUUUCCGGAUCUCAGGAGAAGAGUCAAAUGGAGGGAGCAGAUGUCACAGUGGCUUAUAUGGAUGGAGCUCGGGGCUAUGCCGUUGAUUACAAUGUUACAGCGAAGGCACCAUGUGGAAAAACUCUCGGCCAAUAUAAAGGAGUAUGUAGAGAUGAAUUAGUAGGUGGAUUGGAUAGUAAUCAGAUGUAUACAACAGUCAGAGAAAAUGGAGUAACGAUCAUCACGUAUAGGAGGACACUGAUCUCAUCUGACUCGGGAGAUAAGGAAUACCCAACUGAUCGUCCAGUUUACGUGAUAUGGGCACUCGGUCGUUUAGACGAGAACAAAGAGCCGAGUUUUCACGACUACUAUCCCAAAUCCGAUUUUAUGCUUAAACUCAAUCGUCAAGAGCCCGAGAACACCUGCACCGACUUCACAGAGUCAAAUCGAAAGGUGCGAGACCUCUGGGAGAAGUCGGAUAUCUUCGACAGGAACAUCAGAACGUUCAAAGCUACGAUAGGACCUUCAGGAGGGAAGCGAGGCUACCAGGGCAUCACAGGACAAACGUCAAUGGGACUGGCCUGGUACAUCAAUGGUCAGCUCAUUCCUGAGUUAUAUCUUCGAAGAGGGCUGACUUACAGCUUUCGAGUUCACGGUGGGAAUAAUCCUCAUAGUCCGAAUCUGUAUCAUCCUUUGAUAAUUACCGAUGAACCUCAUGGAGGAUACGACAGGCUGACCGACGGGGCGCAGAAUCAGGUCAGAGUCUUAGCCGGUGUCGAGUUCACCAGGCGAGGACGGCCUAGACCCACUGCUGUUGGUCCCCUUUGUCUGAGUAAACAUGGAAAUCAGGAUAGGAGACUUGAUGAUGAUUUCCUGACUUUUAAAAAGUUCAAUAGGACACUUGUUCAUACUUGUGAAGAAGGUGAAGGAGGACUAUUGGAAGUCACACCGAAUUCCAGCUGGCCAGAUACGGUCUGGUAUAAUUCAUUCACCCAUGCCAACAUGGGUUGGAAAAUUCACGUGGUGGACGAAUACAUGAGAGUUACAACAAACAGUGCAUUCACGAUAACUUCGAGUUGUCUAACAGUAGUUGUCGUUGUUUUAUUUUUUCGUACUUUUUAGAAGAAAUAAAUAUAGAAUGGCAAGACUGACGAAAAGACGUAUGCAUUCAAGAUUGUGCGAUAUUAGUCCCUAAUGUUCCAUGACUACUAUGUAAAGGGAUCUGAACUGAGUCAUAAUAAAAAUAAGAUCUUCAUCAA
Diachasmimorpha longicaudata is the source of this 3759-nucleotide messenger RNA. Its product is annotated as protein Skeletor, isoforms B/C-like. Lineage: Eukaryota; Metazoa; Arthropoda; Insecta; Hymenoptera; Braconidae. The transcript is spliced from 11 exons. Bases 1547 to 3622 code for a protein of 691 amino acids. The record is from RefSeq and is a predicted model, not a curated record.